Messenger RNA from Electrophorus electricus (electric eel), 2771 nucleotides. It is a transcript of the gene phf19, whose product is annotated as PHD finger protein 19. Gene Ontology annotation, biological process: negative regulation of gene expression, epigenetic. Gene Ontology annotation, cellular component: nucleus. The record is from RefSeq and is a predicted model, not a curated record. Gene Ontology annotation, molecular function: chromatin binding; DNA binding. NCBI's taxonomy places the organism in Eukaryota, Metazoa, Chordata, Actinopteri, Gymnotiformes, Gymnotidae.
CAAAACGUAAAUGAUUCGCGGGAAAAGGUGAAAAAAUGGCGACUUGCACAGGCACAAUUUAGGCGCUGCACUUUUUCUAACCCAGAAACUUUCUUUUGCGAAUGGAAUAUCGCACCGCAAGCGGAGGCAUCGGCAUUUUUGCGGGCGUUUUCUCCAGGACUGGGGAGGAAUCAGAGCGGGCGUGUAGGUGGUAAGGAUGCUGGAGGAAGCGUUCCGGGACAGUUACCUGGCUGUGGGUCCAGAGGAGCUGGAAGCCAAGCAUUUGCUGCCCAAGCAUGAGAAGGGUUGUGGUGACCUGGAGAGCAAGCUGACCGUGGGUCAGUAUGUGCUCUGCCGCUGGUCUGAUGGACUUUACUACCUGGGGAGGAUCCAGAGAGUGAGCCCGUCGAAGCAAAGCUGCUUUGUCACAUUCGAAGACAACUCCAAAUUUUGGGUUUUGUGGAAGGACAUCCAGCACGCUGGCGUCCCGGGAGAAGAACCCAAAUGCUCCGUGUGUUCUGAGAUGACCGUUGCAUCUGAUAAUAAAAUUCUAAUCUGCGGGAAGUGUGGAAUAGGCUACCAUCAGCUGUGUCAUGUGCCGCCAGUGGAGAGCUCAGGUGACCUGUCCCCGUGGUUCUGCAGGAGGUGUAUUUUCGCCUUAGCCGUGAGAAAAGGGGGCGCCCUGAAGAAGGGCCCUAUAGCCAAAGCGCUGCAGGCCAUGAAGCAGGUGCUGACCUACAACGCGGAGGAGCUGGAGUGGGACUCGCUACACCGGACCAACCAGCAGCAGUGCUACUGCUACUGUGGAGGGCCCGGAGAAUGGUACCUGAAGAUGCUGCAGUGUUUCCGCUGUGAGCAGUGGUUUCACGAGGCUUGCACGCAGUGCCUACAAGAGUCCGUGAUGUUUGGCGAUAGGUUUUACUUGUUCGUCUGUGCGGUGUGCAAUAAGGGAGUGGAGUACAUCAAACGGCUGGCCCUGCGGUGGGUGGACGUGGUUCAUCUUGCUCUCUACAACCUGGGAGUGCAGAGCAAGAAAAAGUACUUUGAACUGGAGGAGAUCCUCAAUUUCAUCUGCAACAACUGGGAACAUUUCCAACUGGGCAAGCUUGCCAACACGCCCUCCGCAGAGAGAGGCCAGCUCAUCCUCGAUGCCCUUAACAACUACAAAAGCAAGUUUCUAUGUGGAAAGGAGAUUAAAAAAAGGAAGUGCAUCUUUCGGCUGCGGACGCGGGUUCCCCCAAAUCCCCCCUUGAAGCUGUUUCCAGAGAAGACCCCGAAAAGCGAGGGCCAUCGGAGCUGUAAAAGAGGUGGUGGACGGAAUGGGUGCGGUCCCGCGGAGAAGAGGAGGAAGAAGAGGGCCAAAUGGCUUCUGGAGGAUGCUAUCCCCAACAAUGAGCUGACGUCCAGCUGGAGCUCCAACCACCACAUGGCGAACAUCUUUGACUUCACGCUCGAUGAGCUGCAGAGUUUGAAGAGCACAAGCUCAGGGCAGACACUGAGUCUGGACCAGGACUCCACAGAUGCUGCUAGCACUUCAGGUUCUGCCACCACCAGUGUUUCGUAUGACUUCAGGAAGAACGUGGGCAGCCGGAAGAGGAAGCUGCCGUCGUCCAAUUACAGCGCCCUGGCCAGCAAGCGGGAGGCGGUGGAGAGCGAGGUGGGCGUGGCAUGUGAGGUGGGCGUGGCCGGCGAGGAAGCCACAGGCAGGGUGGGCAGUGCCAUCGACAGCCAUACCCUGGAGAGCCUCAGCGAGGACGACUCCUCCCUCUCGCACCUCAAGUCGUCCAUCAGCAGCUACUUUGGGGCGGCGGGGCGGCUCACGUGCGGCGAGAAGUACCAGGUGUUGGCCCGGAGGGUCACGCCAGAGGGCAAGGUGCAGUACCUGGUGGAGUGGGAGGGCACUACGCCCUACUGAUAGGUGUAACGGUUGGAGGGUGGGCGAAGAGACGUGGAGUCGCCGGGCAGGUGUUCUCCCUUCCAGUCCUGGCUAACCCCACUGGACUCAGGUGCUCAGGUGCACUAGGCAGGCCAGAGCAGACGUAGCUACGUGGGCCCCGAGGUUCCUAAAGACAUGCUUGCGUUAAGAUGGUCCCUGGAUAGCAGCGCGAACAUGUGGCUUGAAUCGGCGAGACGUUCCUCGCGUCAUGGUGCUUUGGGGAAAGUGUAGUGUGAUCUUCCAGGACUGGGAGUGAAGAAUGCUGGUUUGGACUGAGUGUAACCAUAUACAAAGUAGUGUCUCUUCCUUUUAGGCCCUUUUCUUAUGUUACACCUCUAAAGUCCACAGUUUGAGGUUUUUCUACUUGACCUUAGAAUUAUAUGGGAGAACACUUCGUUUCCAUACUUGCCCUGUGGUGGGCACCGAAGUGUUUUUAAUUCACUGUCAUGGUGUCUUGUUGACAGGACACUGUGAACAGCACAGAAUACAGAUUUCUGGGUAAUAUUUUAUCUUAUACUUCUUUGUAGUUUCAUGUGUUUCCUUUUUAGACUAGUUUCAGUUGUUUCAGUUGUCUAAGAUCAAGAUGAUAUGAGGUAAAAUGCCAUGUACGUUUUUUGAAGAAGGUUUUUAAAGGGAAUACAAAAAAAGGCUUAUUAAUGUUCACCCUAUACCUAAGUUAAAUGGUAUUUUCGGCAUACAAAAUAUUGUAUGUGCUGUUCAGCCUGAAGGUGGCAGUAUAGCAACCCAGCCACUCUAUAUGGCUAUGCAACCCACAUUAAAGUACAGAAAGAUAUACAAUAUUUUAUUUUUAAAACAAGAGAAUAUAUAUAUAUAUGUGUGUGUGUGUGUGUAUGUA